Molecule: messenger RNA, 1119 nt
Organism: Saccharomyces kudriavzevii IFO 1802
Lineage: Eukaryota; Fungi; Ascomycota; Saccharomycetes; Saccharomycetales; Saccharomycetaceae
Gene: ZRT1
Product: high-affinity Zn(2+) transporter ZRT1
Exons: 1
Coding region: 1-1119 (372 amino acids)
Biological process (GO): zinc ion import across plasma membrane
Cellular component (GO): plasma membrane
Molecular function (GO): high-affinity zinc transmembrane transporter activity
Source: RefSeq, a predicted model, not a curated record
AUGAGCAACGUAACUUCGCCGUGGUGGAAACAAUGGGAUCCUGAUACUGUCACCAUUUCCGAUCCUUCAGUUGAUGAUGUGUGGAAGAUCUGUGUUCUCGAGGGUGUUUAUUUCGGUGGAAAUGAAUAUAAUGGUAAUUUAGGAGCCAGAAUAUCCUCCGUUUUCGUAAUCCUUUUCGUGAGUACUUUUUUCACCAUGUUCCCAUUGAUUUCGAAGAAAGUGAAAAAAUUGAGAAUUCCGUUAUAUGCCUACCUUUUUGCCAAAUAUUUUGGUUCUGGUGUUAUUCUCGCCACUGCGUUCAUUCAUUUGAUGGAUCCCGCAUAUGGAGCCAUCGGUGGUAAUACUUGUGUUGGACAAACUGGUAACUGGGGUAUUUAUUCAUGGUGUCCUGCCAUUAUGUUGACAAGUUUGACUUUCACUUUCCUUACUGACCUGUUCAGUAGUGUCUGGGUCGAAAGAAAGUAUGGUGUCUCCCACGACCAUACCCAUGAUGAAAUCAAAGACACUGUUGUGAAUGAUGCCGCAGUAUGUUCAACCGAACAUGGUACAGCCAGUGGAUCUCAUGAGUCCAAGAAUGGUGUAGAAUAUUUCGAAGAGUCGGAUGCUUCGUCCAUGGAUGUUGUCCAAUCAUUCCAAGCUCAGUUUUACGCCUUUUUGAUCUUGGAAUUCGGUGUGAUCUUCCACUCUGUGAUGAUCGGUUUGAAUCUGGGAAGUGUCGGUGAAGAAUUUUCUACCCUGUAUCCUGUUUUAGUGUUCCAUCAAUCUUUUGAAGGUUUGGGUAUCGGUGCAAGAUUAUCGGCCAUCGAAUUUCCCAGAUCAAAAAGAUGGUGGCCAUGGGCUCUGUGUGUCGCCUACGGGUUGACCACUCCUAUCUGUGUCGCCAUCGGUUUGGGUGUUCGUACCAGAUACAAUAGUGGUUCUUACACUGCUCUAGUGGUUUCUGGUAUCUUGGAUGCUAUUUCUGCUGGUAUCUUGCUUUACACAGGUCUGGUUGAACUGCUAGCAAGAGACUUUAUAUUCAAUCCUGACAGAACAAAGAACCUGAAAGAGUUGUCUUUCAAUGUGCUAUGUACUCUUUUCGGUGCUGGUAUCAUGGCUUUGAUUGGUAAAUGGGCUUGA